Molecule: messenger RNA, 594 nt
Organism: Knipowitschia caucasica
Lineage: Eukaryota; Metazoa; Chordata; Actinopteri; Gobiiformes; Gobiidae
Source: the annotation of a GenBank genome assembly
AUGAAUGGAGGGGGCGGUCACGAGGAGUGGGUGACGCGAGCGCUUGCGGAAGCAGAGCGUGAUACGUCCCUACAUAGAGUGGCUUCUGUGAGUUCCAGGACAGAUUUCUGCAUGCAGGGAAUGACGACUCAUUUCAAGCCGAACAAAGCAUUAAAGGUCAAGAAGGAGGCUGGCGAGAAUGCCCCGGCCCUCAGCGACGACGAGCUGGUGGCCAUGUCAGUGCGUGAGCUCAACCAGCACCUGCGCGGGCUGACCAAGGAGGACGUGGUGAAGCUCAAGCAGCGGCGGCGCACUCUCAAGAACCGGGGCUACGCUGCCAGCUGCCGGAUCAAACGCGUCACCCAGAAAGAGGAGCUGGAGAGGCAGAAGAUCGAGCUGCAAAUGGAAGUGGACAAACUGGCCCGGGAGAACGCCAGCAUGAGAUUGGAGCUGGACGCGCUGAGAGCCAAGUACGAGGCGCUGCAGUGCUUCGCCCGGACUGUCACCCGCGGGCCACUGUCGCCGGGGAAAGUAGCCACCACCAGCGUCAUCACCAUCGUCAAAUCGGCCAACAAUCACAACAACAGCUCCGCCCCCUUCUCUGCCCCGUCCUAG